AUGGCGGACACCAAGGUGGCGCGUGUGGGCCUUCUGGACUUCAACACGUUCGCGCAGGCGGAGGGAAUCGACCCCAAGGCGGAGGGGGUCGUCACGCAGAAGGCGCUUCCCCCGCAGGCGCGCCCGCAGCCCGAUCAGUCCCUCCCCGUGCGCCCGCAGAGCAACGGCGCGCAGCGGGACGCGGAGAGGCGGCAGCAGCACCAGCCGCUGCUUGUGGAGACCCCUCCGUGCCGGUCGCCGUCGGACUCGUUAGGAGCGAACUCGUUAGAAGCGAACGCGCUAGAUGCGAACUCGAUAGAAGCGGACUCGUUAAAAGUACAAGGGAGAGCGGCAGGAGCGGAGAAGAAGGCGGGGUGCUUUGAGAUCGAGAGCGCGUUUGGGCGAGUGUACCACGGGCUGUACGGGCAGGAUGACGUGGCAGUGAAGCUGAUCAGCGUGUCGCCCAACAUCCCCGCUAAAGAGCUGGCGAGCAUAGAGGCGGGCAUCCUGCAGGAGAUCACCGUGUGGCACACGCUCAAGCACCCCAGCAUCGUGCAGUUCAUAGGAGCCUCGUUAGACGCCAGCAACAUUGUGGCGCCAGCAGAGGCAAAGCCGCCGCCCGGCACGCCGCUGUGGGCGAUCGUCACGGAGUACAUGUCAGGCGGCACGCUUCGGAACUAUCUGGCGCGCAGGCGGCACCUGGCGGAGAAGGACGUGCUGCGGAUUGCCCUGGAUGUGGCUCGAGGGCUGGAGUACCUGCACGCGCACCACAUAGUGCACCGGGACCUCAAGUCAGACAACAUCUUGGUGAGCUACAAGGGCAGUGUCAAGAUCGCUGACUUUGGCGUCGCUCGCACCGAGGCCAAGAACCCGGGGGACAUGACGUGCGAGACCGGCACUGUGCGAUGGAUGGCGCCUGAGGUGAUAGACCACAAGCCGUACACGCGCAAGGUGGACGUGUACAGCUACGGCAUCGUGCUGUGGGAGCUGGUGACGUGCGAGCUGCCCUUCAAGGGGCUCACCUUCAUCCAACUCGCCCACAACGUCGUGCACAAGAACCAACGGCCGGACAUCCCCCCUUCAUGCAACCCGGAGCUGGCAAAGCUUAUGGCGGAGUGCUGGGACCGUGACGAGACAGUGCGCCCCGAGUUUGCUGCCAUUGUGGCUCGGCUGGAGAAGAUCCAAGCAGAGAUAGGGUCGGGGGGAGAUGGUAAAAGCAGUGGUGACACUGGGGAGGGCUGUUGCACGAUACUGUAA
Molecule: messenger RNA, 1236 nt
Organism: Closterium sp. Naga37s-1
Lineage: Eukaryota; Viridiplantae; Streptophyta; Zygnematophyceae; Desmidiales; Closteriaceae
Source: the annotation of a GenBank genome assembly